AUGAUAUUCAACUUGGCUGUGCAUGUACAUGACACUGGCAGUAAUGGCGAUUUGGUCCAAGAAACCGCACCAUCCAAUGAUGGGCGUGCAGAAGAUUCAGUUCAGGAAUCCCCAAUAUCCAAUAAUAUAAAUAAAAAACGUGGAAUAACGCUAAUGCAGCGUAUAUGGGCUCUUCCACCGAACAAGAAACUUGUAUGUGGGUUAAAUGGGAGCAAGCAACCGGUUGGGGAAAGCGGGCAAACAUUCAAAAGUGUUUUAACUGAUUUGUUUGUUUUAAUUUGUUGGCGGGAAUGUGUAAAGGAAUUAGUGGAUACGAACAAGAGAAGUCGUUCGUUUCAGAAGGAUAUAGCGAGGACAGGGCCUAUAAGUUUUGCACAAACUGCUGAUAAUAUGGCAAAAGAAAACGGCCAAGCAGUGGAGCGUGCAGAUGUUUUCAUAAAAGCAUACAGCAAGAAAGAUGGGACUCCUAUUAGUAAUGAAGUGCGAGACAAGAUUGAUAAAAUGAAAGAAAUUUUAAACAACGGGGGCAAGCUAGUAGGAGACCAUCGCGAUGGAAUUCUCUGGGCAAAAGAUGAUGCGUUUGCUCAAGUGAUGGGCGAAGAACGUUCUGGACGUGUCCGUGGGGUCGGUUUUGGACCAACCCCAUCAGGAAGAAGUGGGUCCAACCUUCCAUGUGUGCUUGGGCCGUCGUCCACUGAAACGGUCCAACGAAUGAUUGCAUUGGAAAAUUCGAUGAGGGACCAACUUGCUGACUCAGAGCAAAGGCAUCAGCAGCAACUGGCCGAAGCACUGGCCGAAGCAAAGCGGGAGUCAGAUGCACGGCAUGAGCAGCAACUAGCCGAAGCACUGGCCGAAGCAAAGCGGGAGUCAAAUGCACGGCAUGAGCAGCAACUGGCCGAAGCAAUGCGCGAAUCAGAAACACGGCAUCAGCAGCAGCUAGACGAAACAAAGCGGGAAAUGGCCGAUACAAAGCGGAGAAUGGAUGAAAUAGUAGCCUUCUUCCAAAAGAACAUGCCACCAUCCAGUUUAACUGGAUAUUCAGGAUAUAGCGCAACAUCAUAGUAUAAUAUCUUCGUGGACUCUUCAUGGACUCUUCAUGUAUAAUUGUUUGGAUAUUCGGAA
Molecule: messenger RNA, 1122 nt
Organism: Quercus robur (English oak)
Lineage: Eukaryota; Viridiplantae; Streptophyta; Magnoliopsida; Fagales; Fagaceae
Exons: 6
Coding region: 1-1062 (353 amino acids)
Source: RefSeq, a predicted model, not a curated record